Protomyces lactucae-debilis is the source of this 830-nucleotide messenger RNA. RefSeq lists its product as uncharacterized. Gene Ontology annotation, cellular component: cytoplasm; membrane. The record is from RefSeq and is a predicted model, not a curated record. Bases 111 to 704 code for a protein of 197 amino acids. NCBI's taxonomy places the organism in Eukaryota, Fungi, Ascomycota, Taphrinomycetes, Taphrinales, Protomycetaceae. The transcript is spliced from 4 exons.
AGGGGAAGUCUCCGCGCGCGCUGAAUUUCAGUUUGCUGCUGCCUUGGACUCGGCCACCCCCCGCAUACACACUCGCUCGAUACUCCAGAGCCAUCUACAGCAGUCUUACAAUGAGCACAAUCAAGGCCACAGAGCAGACCCUCCUCCACAAAUAUCUCGGCCAACUCGCUCUCCACCCAUUGCGAACCAAAGCCAUCACAAAUGCCACAUUGAACGGUAUCCAGGAAGUCACUGCCUCAUACUUGGCCGGAGAGAAGACAAAGGAUGGUUCUUACGUUUCUGACCGUGUUCCCAAGAUGAUGGCUUAUGGUGCCUUUGUCUCUGCUCCUUUGAGCCACUUCCUGGUCACGACGCUGCAGAAGGUCUUUGAAGGCAAGACGACCACCAAGGACAAGAUCUUGCAAAUCAUUGCAAGCAAUUUGAUCGUCUCGCCCAUCCAGAACACGGCCUUUAUCUCGUGCAUGGCCAUCAUUGCUGGUGCACGAAACACCGCCCAGAUCAAGGGUGCCCUCAGGACUAAUUUGCUGCCGAUUAUGAAGAUCUCAUGGAUGACUUCUCCUCUUGCACUCAUCUUUGCACAAAAGUUCCUUGCGCCUGAAGCCUGGGUGCCGUUCUUCAAUGCCAUUGCCUUUGUCUUUGGCACGUACAUCAACACGCAGACGAAGCGACAGAUGCGAUUGAGGCGUGCAGCAGAGGGUAAGUAGAUAUUGCUUGUGGCCUGAGAUUCUUUUUGUAUUGAGACUAGGCUAUUUAUCAUGUAGUCUGUCGUCAGGAUCAUUGCUUGCUACCUUGUCGACCGGGCCUUGCUCGUUCCCUAUAGAUCUGUCAAU